Messenger RNA from Dunckerocampus dactyliophorus (ringed pipefish), 3798 nucleotides. Its product is annotated as caspase-6-like. The transcript is spliced from 8 exons. Gene Ontology annotation, biological process: apoptotic process; proteolysis. The record is from RefSeq and is a predicted model, not a curated record. Gene Ontology annotation, cellular component: cytoplasm. Lineage: Eukaryota; Metazoa; Chordata; Actinopteri; Syngnathiformes; Syngnathidae. Bases 1023 to 1919 code for a protein of 298 amino acids.
ACAGGUGAGGUUUUUUUUUCAAGCUGGAUAGGAGGCCAAGAAGGAAGCAUGCGAGAAAAGAAAGCCAAGAAGAGGCCAUGAAAAAUGAGACACAAACACAAGGAGAAAGAAACAAGAAAAACAGACCAAGGAGAGAGACAAUUGGAUAAAACACAGAGGACCCAAGAAAACAACUGAGAAGGAGAAAGGUACAAGAAGAAGACAAGCAAAGGAAGGAUUGCACAAAGGCGCCAAAGAGACAGAUGCAGGAUACAAGAAAAAGCUGAGAAGGAGGAGACGAGGAAAACAAACCAAGAAGUAAAAGGGUCAAAGAGAAGAAUCUGUGGAAGGAGACAGCGUGAAACAUGUUAAGGAUGAGAGAAGAAAAUGAAAAAGAGCUACAGAGGGUAGAAGGAGACAAGUGGGCAAAUUCAGAAAAAAUAAAGCCAAGGGCGCAAAAAAAGGCGAAAAGAGCAGAAGACAUGGAUAGGAGGCCGAGGAAACACUAAGGAGCGAAGUAGGACACAAGGAUACGGAGACAAUCAGAAGGAGACGAAGCAUUAGAAGACAGAAGUACACGGGGAAAGGUGCCAGAGAGACAGAAGAGACAAGGGAAUGAGGCCAGGAAUCAAGGGGACAAGUACACAAGCAACGGGAGACAAGGAGCGAAGGCAGGAAGGAAGGAGCUUAGGAGACAAACAGAACGAUCCGUGGAAAAGGACGGAAGUUAGUUCACACUCUAUGUGAGACUCCGCUUUAUACUUAAAAACAUAUAGAAAAACAACUCUAUUCUUAAUUCUAUAUGUAUACGUGUGUACUUGUGUGUAAUUAAUAAAUGUAGUCCUUAUUCUAUUAGUUUUUAAGUGUGCAGUAGACUUGAGUCGUCGUUGAAAAAAUGUGGCCAGCCAACACGGAAGAGCGCGCUUUGAUUAGCAGACGUGUCAGCCAAUCGUUAUCUGAUACUCGACCAAUGAGCGUGGAGGAGGCGGGGCCUGACGGAGAGUCCUGUUUGCGAGCUGUGUUGUCAGGACGAAGGUGCAGAUAUGUCCUACAUCGGAGCCGCCCGUGCAGCAGCAAGUGUUGCCAUGGACAAUAUAACUGCCACUGACAGCACGGCGACAUGCAGCCUGAAUCUGACGGAGACGGACGCCUUCAGAAGUGAGACACUUUUGGACCCCGACCAGGAGUACAAGAUGGACUAUAACCGUCGAGGCCUGGCGGUCAUCUUCAACCAGGAGCGCUUCUUCUGGCGUCUGGGCAUGAACGACAGAUACGGAACCAACACAGACCGUGACAACUUAGAAAGGAGGCUGAGGGCGCUAAACUUUGAGGUGAAGGUUUAUGAUAACUACAAAAAUGAGGAAGUCUUGGAGAGAAUCCAUGAAGCUGCCGAGGCCAACCACUCGGACGCAGACUGCUUUGUGCUCAUCUUCCUGAGCCAUGGUGAGAACGAGCACGUGUACACGUAUGACGGCAAGAUCAGCAUCCAGCACAUCACGUCGCUCUUCAAAGGAGACAAGUGCAGAAGCCUGGUCGGGAAGCCGAAGAUCUUCGUGUUGCAGGCGUGCCGCGGAGACAAGCACGACGACCCCUGUGACGCAGUGGACAGCGAAAUCAAGACGAACGAGGUGAUGGUGGACGCCAGUGCCGUCCACACUCUCCCGGCUGGAGCAGACUUCAUCAUGUGCUACUCUGUGGCGGAAGGUUACUACUCCCACCGGGAGACCAUAAACGGCUCGUGGUACAUUCAGGACCUCUGCGAGCUGCUGAAGAAGUACGGAGAUUCUCUGGAAUUCACGGAACUCCUCACGCUGGUCAACCGCAAAGUGUCGAUGAGGACCGUUUUCAACAGUAAGCUAAGGGAGGCCAUUGGGAAGAAGCAGGUACCGUGCUUCGCCUCCAUGCUCACAAAGAAGCUCUACUUCCGCCCCAAAAAGUAACCUCCCUUGACUUCUUAUGUUGCACCUGAACGCUACACAGUUGAAGAGUUGGUUAGUUAACAUGAGAAUAACAAGAAUCGCUUACGUUGGAAUAAUUAUUGAUAAUCGGAAUGCAGCAGCAGUUCAAAUAAAAUCAACAGGUUUCCCCAGUGAUUCAUAGUUGGUUACUAGUGUGCGAAUUUGCGCUAACUUUACCAGUCAAAUAUUGAGCCUUUUGUCCCUUGAGGGCCACCGUAGUUCUUUCUUGUUAGAGAGUCAGCAAGUGCACUGUUUACAUACACAGUGUAAUUAUUGUGGUUCUAUGCUCAAAGCUAACUAUGGCCAUGACAAAAAGGGACAGUUAAACUGGUAGGGGCAGGGGAUGACACCAAGUAAGCACAGGGGCACCUCGAUUUGUUUGUAGGCUGCUUUGUUUGGGCACUCAAUUUCGUGGACCGAUACAGUACAGGGCAAACUAACUUGUUUGUUAGGUGCCAUCUUGUAGAAAAAUUGGGACAGUUUAUGAAAACAAACGCAAAAUCUUAGCAAAAAUUGAUGAUGAAAACCAAAUCAUAUGAAAACUGAGGUUUAGCUGUAUCGGAGUACUACUGCUAUGUAUGUAUGUGUGUAUGUGUGUGUGUAUGUAUGUAUGUAUGUAUGUAUGUAUCGACCCUGCUAUAUCACUGGUCACAAUGCUACAGGUUGUCUUUAUUAAAAAAUACUGAUAUGAGCAUCACAAGCAUACCAUAAAUGCUCUAAUUAUAGCCGGGGCGUUAAUUCGAAGCAGGUGAUAAUUGGAGAGCGGCUGUUGUGCGCAAAUCAUGUUGUGUGUAUAAUGACUUCAUUUUUAAAAUUUGAAUAAUGAUUCAAAUAAUGAGUGCAUGACAAACAUAGCUCUCGCUGACCACAUGGCAACCAAUGUUGUAAAAGCAGGAAGUAGCUAACUACCCAGCCAGCAAGAUGAGUUGAUUGUAAACAGCAAGGCGAGUGUAAAGACGCAUGGCUUUCACACCAACAGCUGAGUAGCCCAACCAACAUUUUAAAGCGCAUGUAGAGGUAGAUGAAGCGACUAGAUGCUGAACGCUCAUGAUACUUCAAAUGCAGCUGCUCCCAUCUUGCGCCACAGCUGUUAAUGACAAAAUGUUGUUGACCCUGUGCUAACUACAGACCCCGGCGGUUAUUUGCUUUUGUAGACUGCGUCCCUAGUGAUGAUAGGAGGCAUUAUUAUGGGAAGAUGCAUCUUAAAUAGUCUGUACUAAAUGACUUCAAAUAAGCAACAUAAUCUACCAGCACAACUAAUUGGGUGUUAGAUAUACUGUAGCUGUUCUUUUUUGCUUACUGGGGACCACAUCUUAUUACGUUUCUUCUUCAACUUCCCACGUUCACGUCUUGUUUACUUUACGGGCCUCUGUAAUAGUAGUCUUUUUUUUUCUCCUUUCUUAAAGUCUUCAUUCCGGACAACUCAGCGACCGCAUCCACAUGCUGUUUGUCUACCAAGAAAGGGAAUUCAUAUAUUUGUGCGUGCAUGAUGUGUCAGAACUUUCAUUCCAAACAGCAAAUUGGGAUUUUACACCCAAAAAAAAAAGUACCUCAGGGAGUAUGGGUGUGUAUGUGUGUGUUUUUGUUUUUUAACUUUUGUACUUGUGUGGACAUAAAGUAACUUAGUCACACGAUCUAUGACUCAGGAAGAACAGAGCGACCUUGAUCCUGCCUUACUUGUUUGUUCAGUGUGAGAACGUCUGUGUUUCAAUGCACAGAUUUAAAACAGCACAGAAGGCAAUUCAGCAAAUGACUUUUAUUUCAAUAGUCCACUUUUUGUUUCCUCCCUCCCCCCACAAAAUGUUAUUCCUCAUUAAAAAUGCAUCAUUAUGAAAAUAAAGGGUGUGUUUUGGCUCUGGUC